Helobdella robusta is the source of this 1428-nucleotide messenger RNA. RefSeq lists its product as hypothetical. The record is from RefSeq and is a predicted model, not a curated record. Gene Ontology annotation, cellular component: cytoplasm. Gene Ontology annotation, molecular function: pyridoxal phosphate binding; carboxy-lyase activity. Lineage: Eukaryota; Metazoa; Annelida; Clitellata; Rhynchobdellida; Glossiphoniidae. The annotation marks the transcript as partial. The transcript is spliced from 12 exons. Gene Ontology annotation, biological process: carboxylic acid metabolic process.
GAGAUAACGCAAAAUUUUCUGUUACAUUUAACUAACAUUUUGGUCGGUUAUAUUCAUGCGAGCAACAAUGAAACAUGCAAAGUGUUGGAAUUUCAUCAUCCGAGACUGUUACUGGGUCGACUAAAGAAAGUUUUGUUUCUCGAGUCUCAACCACAAAAUCUCAGUCAAACUCUAAAAAACUGCCAACAGAUUUUGAAAUAUUGCGUAAAAACAGGCCAUCCCAAAUUUUUCAAUCAAAUUUCGCAAGGUCUUGAUGUGGUAGGACUGGCUGGUGAAUGGAUUACUGCCGUCACGAAUGUCAGCAUUGCAUGUCAAAUAGAAGCUCCCGUAUAUGUUUACAUGGAAGAAGUAGUUCUUAGAAAAAUGUGUUCAUUAAUAGGUUGGAAGAAUGGUGCUGGAAUUUUGACACCAGGUGGAACCAUGUCAAAUUUGUACAGCGUUUCUUUUUGCAUGCAAUUUAUCUUUCCCAAAUUGAAGUUUAACGGAUUAUCUAACGAGAAACCUUUAGUUUUGUUCACUUCAGACCAAAGUCAUUUUUCAAUAAAAAGAGCGGGAAUGCUACUGGGAAUAGGUAGAGAAAAUGUUGUUCUAAUCAAAUCUGAUGACAGAGGGAAGAUGAUGCCAGGCGACCUGCGACUGAAAAUACUUUCUUGCAUAGAAGCUAACAAAAAAGCAUUCCUAGUCUCAGCAACCAGCGGGACGACAGUUUUGGGUGCUUUUGAUCCUUUACAUGAGAUUGCCAACUUGUGCGAAGAAUUUGGUUUAUGGUUUCAUGUUGAUGCCGCUUGGGGCGGGGGUUUGUUGCUUUCAAAAACUCAUCGACACCUGCUACACGGAAUUCACAGGUUAGCUCAUUCUGUUACAUGGAAUCCGCACAAGCUUAUGGGUAUACCCCUACAAUGCUCUGCUUUUCUCGUUAGAGAAAAAAAUUUUUUGAUGGGAUGCAAUUCGGUGACUCGAGACCUUGGAAUAUUGGCUGGAGAUGAAUUCUUAGAUGAUAGAACAAUGCAAGCCUCAAGACAUAAUGAUAUUUUAAAACUGUGGUUAUCAUGGAAAGCUAAAGGGAGCAGAUUGCUGGAAAAUCAAAUUGAUAGUUUGAUGAUAUUAUCAAGAUAUAUGCAAGGACAAAUAAGCGUUAGACCAGGAUUUGAACUUGUGCUAGAAGAGCCUGAAUUUUUGAACAUAUGCUUUUGGUACGUACCUCAAAGACUGAGACAUUUGCCGCCGGGUGCGGAGAGAGAUGAUAAGCUAUCGACGAUCGCACCAAAAGUGAAAGCAGUGAUGAUGGAAAAGGGAAAAACAAUGAUAGGAUAUCAACCAUUGGGAGAUAAACCAAACUUUUUUCGAAUGAUCAUAAGCAAUCCAGCUUCUUCAGAGGAAGAUAUCGAUUAUUUAUUGGAUCAAAUACAAUUGUACGGCGAGCUGUGA